Molecule: messenger RNA, 1425 nt
Organism: Chara braunii
Lineage: Eukaryota; Viridiplantae; Streptophyta; Charophyceae; Charales; Characeae
Source: the annotation of a GenBank genome assembly
GCGUAGUUUAUUAUUAGAUGAGUGUCAUGAACCAGACAUUUUGGAUAUAGGAAGGCUGCAACAAAUUUGUUGCAGCGGUUCUGGUGGCCCACAAUGAUGAAGGAUGCGAAGCUGUACAUGGAGACUUGUCAAGUCUGUCAGCGAGACAAGCCACGUACCCAGGCCCCUCUUGGGCUUCUUAAGCCCCUUCCGAUUCCGGAAAGGCCCGGUGAGAGCCUGUCCAUGGACUUCAUGAAUACGCUGGUCACCAGCAAGAGCGGAAGGAGACACAUCUUUGUUUCUGUGGAUAGGUUUAGUAAGUAUGCUAGGUUAGUUGCCAUGCCAGAAACAGCGAAAACCGAGUACGUAAUCAGACUAUUUAAGGAAAACUGGGUCCGAGACUUUGGACUGCCAAAGUCUAUUAUCAUUGACUGGUAUGUCAGAUUCACAAGCAGGUUGUGGAAGGCUGCAGCUGCAGAACAGGGUACCCAGUUACAAAUGACUUCCGGGAACCAUCCAGAAGCAAAUGGGCAAGCAGAGCAGCUGAAUCGCGCUGUUCAACACCGGCUGAGGCAUUACAUCAAGCCUAAUCAGGUGGACUGGGAUGAGAAACUUGCCCUCACCGCCACUCUCUAUAACAACACCGUGCACAGCGCAACAGGGGUGAGCCCCAACAGCCUGCUACUGACUUUUAAACCUAGACUGCCAUUAGAUUUUCUCUUACCUGAGAAUCAGCCUGCUGCUGCACCAGGCACUCUAGAAUUUGCUUAUCGAUAUGAACACCUGAUUCAGCAAGCUGUAGAACAGAUGCACAAGGCACAGGCGGCGAUGAUAGAGUCUAAGAACAAACAGCACCGCCCAUCUACAUUUCAGGUAGGGGACAGGGUCUGGGUCAAGUCCUCAGAAUCGGGACAGGAGCAAGGCAUCUCCCGCAAGCUCAUGCCACAGUACUUUGGACCAUGGCAGGUUCUCGAUAUUGUCGGGGGUGAUCUGGAUGGGCCGUCAUAUGUAAUUCGGAUUCCUGGUCACCUUCGUACUUACCCUGUCUUUCAUGCCUCCAAACUUGCACCUUCCAAGGAAACUGACCAGUUUCCCUCUCGUCGCUCAAUACUGCCCCCAACCAUGGAUGGAGAGGUCGACAUCGAUGACAUCGUGGACCACAGGGAAAUGCCAGUUCCAAGACCAACAGGCAGGGAACGUCCUCUUAAGCCGAAGCUGCAGUAUCGUGUUCGGCUCAGACAUCACACUGAUCCUAAGGAGGACAGAUGGUUUACCAGGGAGGAACUGAUGCAGACCGCUCCACAGGCUGUCGCUCACUACGAGAAGUCACUACAGAAAGGAAAGCGCCAGAUUGAGUAAUGGGACUUCUCAGAGGACUGUCGAAGUAUGGAGGAGGGAAUGCGAGGCUCCAGGCCUCGAUAUGCCCUACUGGGCCCUAUUUUCAGU